Molecule: messenger RNA, 2275 nt
Organism: Clarias gariepinus (North African catfish)
Lineage: Eukaryota; Metazoa; Chordata; Actinopteri; Siluriformes; Clariidae
Product: alpha-tectorin-like
Exons: 14
Coding region: 1-2076 (691 amino acids)
Biological process (GO): cell-matrix adhesion
Source: RefSeq, a predicted model, not a curated record
AUGGAUGGUUACGUGGCUUUCUCCGUCCCAACCAUUGAUGAUGAAGUACCCAAUCUACACCUGGGCAAAGAUGUCAUCGCACCACUGUGGACUGAUCUGGACUCUGACAGUGGAGGAAGAUGGACCUACGAGCAGGCCACAUAUGGGCCUCUUAUAAAUCAAGCCAACCAAGAAAUUAACAGGAUGUUUCCAUAUCUUUACUUCUCUGCUUCUUGGGUUUUUGUCUCCACCUGGCAAAAUGUACCACUUGAAUUUUCUGGUUCCCAGGCAUCACUUCAACUCGUCCUGUGCUCAGAUGGUGGAAGCCAGUCUUUCGUCCUCAUGAACUAUGGGACAAUUCCUUCUAUUCCCUCUACUUACUGGCUGGCUGGCUACGACUUUCUGAACAGAGAUUUCGUCACUAUUCCAGUGAACGAUACCUCUGAGCUGUCUUCAUCUAGUAACGUCAAUAUCCCUGGACGCUGGGCUUUUCAGUUUACAGGAGGAAUACCAACAACAACAACAACCACACCACCAACAACCACAACAACAGUUUCACCAUUUUUUAAUAUUGGACCUGGAGCAAUACCUGGUCCCUAUAGUGAUGGAUAUUAUGCAACAAUUCAGUUGCCACAACCAUUCAAGUAUGGUGAAAACACAUACAAUCAAUUUUAUCUGAGUAUGGAUGGUUACGUGGCUUUCUCCACCCCAUACAUUGAUGAUGAAUAUCCCAAUCCACACCUGGGCAAAGAUCUCAUCGCACCACUGUGGACUGAUCUGGAUUCUGACAGUGGAGGAAGAUGGACCUACGAGCAGGCCACAUAUGGACCUCUUAUAAAUCAAGCUAACCAAGAAAUUAACAAGAUGUUCCCAUCUCUUUACUUUUCUGCUUCUUGGGUUUUUGUCUCCACCUGGCAAAAUGUACCACUUGAAUUGUCUGGUUUCCAGGCUGCAUCACUUCAACUCGUCUUGGCCUCAGAUGGUGGAAGUCAGUCUUUCGUCCUCAUGAACUAUGGGAGAAUUCCUUCUAUUUCCUCCCGUUACUGGCUGGCUGGCUACAACAUGGUGAACAGCAGUUUCGUCACUAUUCCAGUGAACGAUACCUCAAAGCUGGCUUCAUCUAGUAACGUCAAUAUCCCUGGACGCUGGGCUUUUCAGUUAACAGGACACUGUUCCAAACUGAACUGCACUCAGAAUGAAGUCUGUAGGUUGAUAAAUGGAGCUUAUGGCUGUGCCUGUGCUUACACUUCAAUACCCAGCUCCAACUUCGAUGCCAUCGAAACAUGUUCAGGCGGUGCUGGAUCACUGUCGCUGUCUCGCUGUCAGCUCUUUGAACAGGGAUAUUCUGCAGAUGUUCUUCACCUUAACAACCGAGCAUGCGGAGGGGAACUCCAACAUGACAGGCUGGUGUUCAGCUUUGACAGUAAUGCCCACUUGUGUGGCACAACUCUGGAGAAUAACAGGACACACAUCAUCUUUGAAAACAAUGUUGGGACGCUUAAUGGGACAGGUGUGAUCAGUCGCACUGGUGGGCUCAACAUUGCCUUUUCCUGUGUGUACCCCAUUAUCCAGAGCAUCUCCAUGCCCAUGGCAGUAGAAGCCAUAGGAAGUAUAGUCAGCAGGAGUUUGUCCACUGAAGGCUCAUACCAGAUCAGCAUGAUCCCGUACACUGAUGAUACAUUCUUGGAUCCAUUCCUUGGCAAUGUGACCCUAGAAGUGAACCAUCAGCUGUAUAUCGCUGUGAACGUGAAUACGUUUGAUAGCAGUCAGAUUGCUCUUGUGCUGGACAACUGCUGGGCCACACCUGUCAACCAGAGUGACUAUAACAUACGCUGGGACCUGAUCAUUAACGAGUGUCCAAACUCCAAUGAUGACACAGUGGCGGUGUUGCAGAACGGUGUUUCCACAUCCAGCCGCUUCUCGUUCAGGAUGUUCACUUUCACCGGCGUGCCCAGCACCAAGAUCUAUCUCCACUGCCAGGUCCACCUCUGUCUGGCACAGCAAGGCAACUGCGCUCAGCCAUGUAUUGGAAAACGUUCCAGAAGACGCCGAUCUGUGGAUUUCUAUGACUCAGCUGGAAUUUCAAUGGGAAUAUGAUAAAUUUUUUUUAUUCUAACAUUUUCUAAAAUCAUGAUCCUAUCAUAAAAUCACCAUUCUAUGAAUUUAUUUUUAGGGUUUCCUUAGAAAUCAUUAAGUAUUGCUUUAAUGAUUUAUCUUUACAACUUCCUGCCAAAUUAUUAAAAUAAUAAAUAAUCUGUACUGUUAAUUACUGUUAGUAAUAAAUCGUUAAAGCUUC